This is a messenger RNA of Glossina fuscipes, 1662 nucleotides long. RefSeq lists its product as uncharacterized. The record is from RefSeq and is a predicted model, not a curated record. Gene Ontology annotation, molecular function: nucleic acid binding. Gene Ontology annotation, biological process: DNA integration. Lineage: Eukaryota; Metazoa; Arthropoda; Insecta; Diptera; Glossinidae. The transcript is spliced from 3 exons. The coding region runs from base 1 to 1662 and encodes 553 amino acids.
AUGGACGAGGUAAUAUUGGAGAUAGAUUUUAUGGCAAAACACGGCUUCGUACUGGAUAUGAAACGGCAAGUGUUACAAUACGCUAAUGUGACUUUGCCAUUGACUGUAGGAUACGACGGACAACCCGAAGUGUUACAGGUUGCAGUACAGCGAGAACAGGUGAUCUCUCAAAAUUCUGAAGCAAUAAUAUGGGCCACAGCUAUCCAAGAGCUAAGGCUAAGAAGGAUAUGGGUUAUCGAACCGAAUAAAGAAUGUACGAAAGACAGCAUCAUCAUUGGAAAAGCGGUUGUGUCACCGGUCAAAAAUCUAAUACCGCGCAAUGCGAAAAAGCCGAAUGUGAAUGUUAGAUCAUGCUGCUCUGCGAUGGUUACUCAAUUUCAAAGAACCAGAAGGACAGCUGGUCAGGUAGAUUGGAAAACUGCAAUCCUAGAGAAUAAAGGAGGUGUCGUCAUCUGCCGAACUAUCGUGGAGCCCAACGGAGUCUUUUCGAAGGAAGACAUGACCAGUGCUCAAAAGGCCGACAAAGAUUUAAACGCAAUAUUAAAGGCCUUAGAAAAGCAGGAGCGCCCUACCUGGGAAGGAUUUCAAGAGAAAGUCCGAUUACGAAGGCGUAUUGGGCUCAGUGGCAAAGCCAUCAUCGUUGAAGAUGGAUGCUUAUGGCGCAUAUGGCGUAGUGAGGAUGCUUCAUGGGCUAAGAAAUUACUGGUGGUCUCACGAGUAGGCAUCAAGGAUUCUGUAGCUGCAUGGAUUCGCAACUGUGACCAGUGCAGCAAAUCGAAAGGCCCGAAAAAUAAGCCCCGAGGGCGCUUGCAACAGUAUAACGUGGGUGCACCUUUCGAAAGAAUCGCAAUGGAUAUAGCUGGACCAUUUCCAGCCAGCAAUGCGAGAAAUAAAUACGUAGUGGUAGUCAAUGAUUACUUCAGUAAAUGGUCACAAGUAUACUCCAUAGCCAACCAAGAAGCAAAGACAAUAGCCAAAGUAUUCGUCAAUAAUUGGGUUACGUGGUUUGGAACCCCCAUCGAGCUGCAUUCAGACCAGGGUAGAAACUUUGAAUCUUCAAUCUUUCAAGAGGUUCGCCAAAUGUUUAGCAUUAAUGAAACUAGAACGACUCCGCUGCAUCUUCAGUCUGACGGAAUGUUCGAAAGGUUUAAUCGAACGCUCCAAGAACAUCUGCGAAAAGUGAUCGACAACAAUCAGCAGGACUGGAAUGAACAAAUACCAAUCUUUUUAAUGGCAUACAGAUCAGCAGUGCACAACACCACUGCUGUACCCUCGGUGCAGAUUUUGCUCGGUUCCAAUCUGAGGCUACCCGCAGACUUGAAAUUCGGGAAAACCCCUAAUGUUCAAAGGAUUGAGACCGAAUAUAUUGCCAGAUUGAGGGUGAUAUUGGAUAGCAUGCACCGACAGAUUCGAAAUAGUACGCAAAUCGUAACUGACGGGGUGAAUGCAAAAUACGAUCUGAGGGCUAACGCCGAUGAAUUUAAGGAAGGGGAUUCGCUGUUACUGUGCAAUCCUUCACGUAACAAAGGUAUGGCACCAAAACUGCGAUGUAACUGGGAAGGUCCGUACAUAUUUAUCACAAGGAUAAUGAUGUGGUCUGUCGAAUAUGGAAACAUCCCGGAGGCAGAACUAAAUUCAAAGUGGUACACCUGGACCGGUUGA